AGAUAAAGAACAUAAAUCUCAGUCGGGUCUGUUGAGCCAUGUUUGGAUCAGAGGGUGAACGGAGGACCGGUGUUCUGCACAGCAGGACAUCUCGCCGGGUAGGAUAAUUUGGCAGAACACCUGUUGAUCCAGGCGCGGUGUUGAUGACAGCAGAAGGCUGAAACUCCAAACCAUAACUCAAGCGAGAAGCCAUUCCAACAAAUAAGUAAGAUGAAACAGAUUGCUGAUGGAGGACAUCCAAGACCCCGAGAAGAGAUGCUAAGUGAUGUUGAUGGAACUAAAAUGUCAUCAGACAUUAGAUUUGACCCUGUGACUGUCAACAUGAACAUCAGCUCAGUGUGUCUCCCCUUGGUCUCUGAGAACAAGAAGCUUAUAUGGGUGCCCUCGCAGCAGAUUGAGCUUCAUCCAAAUGAAGCAGCAGAGCUGGACAAAGCCUUCGACAGAUUUCCAUAUCUUACAAACGAACAGACCGCUGCACUGGCACAACGCUGCUCCCUGCAUCCAGACCAGGUCAAGGUGUGGUUCAUGGCACAGAGGCUCCGCUAUGGUAUCAGCUGGGACUAUAAAGACAUCACUGAGGUCUGUAGCAAGUUAAAAUCCAGUGAAGGAGAUACUGAAGGAAAUGAGGAGUUAAAAAGCACGAAGGGAAAGAAAGAGCACAAACAAGGAAAGAAAAAGAAACAAAAGGAGAAAAAUAUCAGAGACAAUGAGCAGCUAAAGAGAAAAACAGUGCAAGAGCAACCACUUCAGACAGAGAUAAAUAGAACAGUGAAAGAAGACAAAGUCAGCCCUGAAAAAAAGCAGAACAUGAUAACAGGGAUAGAUGAGAGAGAAAGGAAGAGGAUGAGGCCAUAUAAUGUGGAAGUCAUUGAGGGGGAAACAAAACCAGAAGUAAAGAGUGAUAACUCUGAGAACGAGGGGCAAAAAUGCAAGUUAGAGGACACUUUUCAGAAAUUAAUCCAGGAAUUGCCUGCCUACAUGAACACCAAUGUUCCCAGUGUCCCACAGGUGGCCAGUAACCCAUUCACAGAGGUCGACAAUCCCCUUCUUGCAGGAGAUCAAUGUACCUUUGCUAGACAGAAUAAGAACAACGGUUCAGAUGCAUGUUGUCCUUCCUGUAUAAGUAGUAAUAAAGUAAAGACGCAUGCUCAGCUGUCGAUUAUGAAAGUGGGUUUCAUUAAGUGUCAGUACCCAGACAAUGACUACUACAGGCAACUGGCACUGGUGACUGGGCUUUGUCGCAAAAAAUUAGUGGAGUGGUAUAGUGACACGCGCUAUCAGGUCAAAAAAUCAAAGCCUCGCUGGAUGAAUGAGAAGCAACACAGGCAGGCAUUGGAUAACAUCAAGUAUCGACAGCGGUUAACCAAGCUGGCACAGCUAUAGCCAAGUUCAAGCGAUGGCUGUGACGACUGGACCAUGGGGAGGAACAAAGUAUGGAGGUGUGUCAAUUCUAGAUAUCACACCAGAAUUUCUCACCUUGUGUUACUGAAGGAAAUGAGACUGGACCAUUUGUUAGCACAUUUCCAAAGGAAAAAACUGACCUGUUCUAAUGUAAUCUUUGAAAAAAAGGACAAAAAAACUUGCCACGUUAGAGAAAGUUCUUGUAGAUUUUUUUUUCGUCAAAUUAGUACUACCCCUGUUACAUGUCUAUUGUUGAAAGACUUACAGUAUGAGUCUGUUUGCUCAGUAAAAAUGUUUUUUAAUUGUCAUGCAAAUAAACCCCUUUCAUUCCUG
Molecule: messenger RNA, 1734 nt
Organism: Cololabis saira (Pacific saury)
Lineage: Eukaryota; Metazoa; Chordata; Actinopteri; Beloniformes; Belonidae
Gene: homezb
Product: homeobox and leucine zipper encoding b
Exons: 2
Coding region: 322-1383 (353 amino acids)
Biological process (GO): regulation of transcription by RNA polymerase II
Cellular component (GO): nucleus
Molecular function (GO): DNA-binding transcription factor activity, RNA polymerase II-specific; DNA binding
Source: RefSeq, a predicted model, not a curated record